Messenger RNA from Parastagonospora nodorum SN15, 1512 nucleotides. RefSeq lists its product as hypothetical. Gene Ontology annotation, cellular component: membrane. Gene Ontology annotation, molecular function: amino acid transmembrane transporter activity. The transcript is spliced from 2 exons. Bases 1 to 1512 code for a protein of 503 amino acids. The record is from RefSeq and is a predicted model, not a curated record. Lineage: Eukaryota; Fungi; Ascomycota; Dothideomycetes; Pleosporales; Phaeosphaeriaceae. Gene Ontology annotation, biological process: amino acid transmembrane transport.
AUGGCAUCUACGGAUCCGGAGAAAGUCUCUCACGAUAAUGCGACAUCACCGGAGCCUCUUGAUCAUCUGCAUGUGGUCAACGAAGACCGACUGCGCCGGUCGCUCUCGGCGCGACAAGUCCAAAUGAUAGCCAUCGGCGGUACCAUCGGGACUGGACUAUUCCUUGGGACCGGAAAGGCUCUGGCAACAGGCGGACCUGCAUCGCUACUGAUCUGCUAUGCCAUAGUUGGGGCUAUCGUCUUCAUGACUAUGCUGGCGCUAGGCGAGAUGGCUGCUUUCGUACCAGUCGCUGGAUCGUUCUGCACUUUUGCUGGACGCUAUGUCGACGAUUCAUUCGGUUUCGCAUUGACUUGGAAUUACUGGUUCAAUGAUGCGGUAUCGACUGCAGCCGAUCUGGUCGCACUUCAACUGCUUGUACAGUACUGGACCGACAGCUUCCCUUGGUAUGCACUCGGCAUCAUUGUCUGGGUGCUGAUCGUCCUCGCCAACAUCAUUGAUGUGCGCGCAUACGGUGAGUUGGAGUACUGGCUCAGUCUGCUAAAAGUGGUGACCAUCAUCAUCUUCAUUAUUCUCAGCAUCGCAGUCAACGCCGGCGGAAACAUUGGGUAUGGCUAUAUUGGCGGCAAAUUUUGGACACAAGGCGAUGCGCCAUUUGUUGGAGGCAUCGGCGGCUUCGCGUCUGUUUUCGUGACAGCCUCGUUCGCGUACGGCGGGACAGAGUCCAUCGCCAUUACAGCUGGAGAGACGCGCGACCCCGCGCGAGUACUCCCGCGGGUUGUUAAGAAUGUCUUUUGGCGCAUCUUGUUGUUCUACAUCUUGUCCGCGCUUAUGAUCGGCCUCAACGUCCCAUACGACUAUCCCGGCCUCAGCACCAAGUCCAGCCGCACAUCGCCUUUCACGAUUGCUUUCCAAAUGGCCGGGUCGAAAGCUGCAGGCUCCUUCGUCAAUGCGGUCGUUCUGACCAGUGUUGUUUCUGCCGUUUUCACCAAGCUCACGCGCUAUCAAGUGCCAUGGGUCGCGGUCAUGACUACAAGUUUAGUCUCAAUUGUUUUGUUCUCGCUCUCGUUCGCCGGAUCUGGUCAAGUCUGGACAUGGCUGCAAAACAUCGUGGGAGUCUCGAAUCAACUGAGCUGGAUCUGCAUCGGUAUCGCAUCGCUGCGCUUCCGCGCCGGUCUCAAAGCUCAAGGUAAAGAGCACCUCCUACCGUUCAUCAACUGGACAUAUCCAUGGGGCCCCUGGAUCUGCAUUGUGCUCAACAUCUUCAUUGUACUGGUACAGGGCUGGACAUCCUUUAGCCCGAGCUUUGGGGCCGUCGACUUCGUUAGCUUCUAUGUUGAGUUGCCGGUAUUUCUGCUCAUGAUUGUUGUGUGGAAACUACUCAAACGCACGAAGUUGCGCAAAGCGAGCGAGAUGGAUCUGCAGACGGAUGUGUACACGAAAGAAGAUAUGGAGCCGGAGCAGAAGGGGUGGAAAGGCACGGGAAAGAGGAUCGGAACGUGGUUAUGCUUCUAG